CAAUACAAUCUCUCACCGCCGCACUUUCCUUAAUUCAAACGGGAAGGGGAUUCCGUUCCGUGGAAAACAAGGCGGAGCUCUGCCCUCUCCGCCCACUCCACCUAACCACUAUAUAUACAGAUAAAUCGACUCGCUCCAGGGCGAUGAAUAAAAAACGGAGGAUACUGCAGUUGCGCGCCGCCGACAGUUUCGGAGAAGACAACUCGGAGCGGAAGAAGAAGAAGCAGCAACAGUGUACAGCGGCGAUGGUGUCAAUGGAAUUAAAGCUGGAGAGCAAAAUCAAGGAGCGAUUGGCGAAGGACGAGGCAGCGUACGGGGCUUUUGUGGAGCAGUGGAGGCUGUACAAGGGAGGGAAGAUGAGCAAGCACGACCUCUGCUGCGAGAUCAUCAGUCUCUUCUCCGACGAGAUCCAUGACCUUGUCCCCGACCUCCGUCACUUCUUCAAAGACUCUUCACCCGCCGUCGCUUGAUCGUUACAAAAUGUCUUCCCCUCGCUUUCUGUGAGAUUGUUCUUCUCCGGUAGCGGAAUUAGGUGAAAUUUCGAUUCCAUUGUCCCUUCUUUUUUUAAUCGCCUUUUGUUUCGUGUGGAUUUGGUUAGGGUAGGCGUGAAUAAUUGUUGAGGUUUAUGGAUAUUGGAUUGGGAAUGAGAAGCACUUACUAAAAAUUAGGGUUUUGC
This is a messenger RNA of Linum trigynum, 676 nucleotides long. The record is from the annotation of a GenBank genome assembly. Lineage: Eukaryota; Viridiplantae; Streptophyta; Magnoliopsida; Malpighiales; Linaceae.